This is a messenger RNA of Betta splendens (Siamese fighting fish), 1483 nucleotides long. RefSeq names its product sepiapterin reductase b (gene sprb). The record is from RefSeq and is a predicted model, not a curated record. Gene Ontology annotation, molecular function: sepiapterin reductase (NADP+) activity. The transcript is spliced from 4 exons. NCBI's taxonomy places the organism in Eukaryota, Metazoa, Chordata, Actinopteri, Anabantiformes, Osphronemidae. Bases 594 to 1370 code for a protein of 258 amino acids. Gene Ontology annotation, biological process: tetrahydrobiopterin biosynthetic process.
UCCCAAGAGCCUGUAUGGCACAUAAUGAAGGAUUAAUCCUUUUUGGCAGGAAACAGCUUUUGGUGGUUUGUUGACCUCUCUCUAAGUUUCUUUUCUUGUCCAAACUAAUAGUCACAGUUAUCUAAAAAGUGACAUGGUAUAUUUGGCUUCUCCUUUGAAUGUAAAGAGGCAUGAACUUUUUUUUGAUCAUGGCUGCCAUUUCAAACAAACACUCUAGUGUUUACAUGGUUAGACACAGACGAAAUCAAGGAAUGCAUGAGGGGAAAAAUGAUUGUAUAUAGAACUACAUAGAUGUUUUUUAUUUGCUUACAGUUGUAUUCAUGUUUGCCAAGUUUUUGUUUUGUCAUCUUCUCCUCUGGACAUGAUUAGGGCUUUUUUAUAUAAAUAAAUGACCUAUUAUUAAUAAUUCAAACAUCUAUGUUUAAAUAUCUACGUCAUAACUGUGUGAAACACUGUGAAAUGGAUCACAUGAAAGACAUUAGUUGUGCCUGCUCAUCUUAUAAAGGCAGCUCAGUGUUCACCCCUGGCUCACACCAGCAGUGGGAUCUCCUCCUCUAAGCUUCAUAUACCGCUCAUCAUCCAGUCCGCUCAACAUGUCCGACCUCUUCCCUGCAAAGCUGAGGACUCUGGGCCGGUGCUUCUGUAUCAUCACAGGAGCCUCCAGGGGAUUUGGAUGGGCGCUGGCGCACAAAGUGUCCCACCUGGUGCAGCCCGGCUCGGUCCUGCUCCUGGUGGCCCGCUCCGAGGCGCUGCUGCGGACGCUGAAGGAGGAGCUGCGGAGUUUCGCCAGCGAACGGGAGCUGCACGUGCACUGCGUCGCCGCCGACCUGAGCACGAGAGACGGAGUAAAUGCCACAGUGGCGGCGGCGAAGAGGGAGCGGGCGCUGGCGGACGACGUGGACCACGUGCUUCUAGUCAACAAUGCUGCCUCUCUGGGCGACAUCUCCGGGUUCGUGAGUUUCACGGACCUGGAGCAGGUGACGUCCUACCUGUCCUUCAACGUCAGCUCCGCCCUGGCUCUGACCGCCGGGCUGCUGCAGGUGUUUCCCCACGCACCGGGCCGCCGCCGCACCGUGGUCAACGUCUCGUCGGUGUUCGCGCUGCAGCCGCUGCAGUCGUGGGUGCUGUACUGCACGGCCAAAGCGGCCCGGGGCAUGAUGUUCAGGGUGCUGGCGCAGGAGGAGCCCACCGUCAAGGUGCUCAGCUACUCCCCAGGUCCCAUGGAGACGGAGAUGCAGGAGGAGAUCCGUCGGCUGACGGGCAUCAGCCACCGCCUGCUCCCCUGCCACGAGCCCGCAGACAAACUGAUGAAGCUGCUGCUGGACUAUGACUUCCGCUCAGGGGCCCACCUGGACUUCUUCGACGUCUGACGACGUCUAUUGGCUGCGCGUGUUUAUAUCCUGGCUGAUUCAGGGGAAAGUGAACCUCAUGUUGUUGUUGUUGUUGUGUCUGUUGUGUGUUUUAAAUAAAUUGAACAAAAACA